Molecule: messenger RNA, 798 nt
Organism: Rhipicephalus sanguineus (brown dog tick)
Lineage: Eukaryota; Metazoa; Arthropoda; Arachnida; Ixodida; Ixodidae
Product: cuticle protein 63-like
Exons: 3
Coding region: 1-687 (228 amino acids)
Source: RefSeq, a predicted model, not a curated record
AUGUUGCGCAAGGCGCACUGCAACACUUCCAAUUUUAUUACCCGUUCCUUCAAUAGAGUCCUUCAGAUCCGUGCUUGCGUCCUUCUGGCCCUUGCUACCAGCGCUUUCGCUGGCUACACCGGCUACGGCCUUGGCUAUGGCCUGGGAUAUGGUGGCUACGGUCUCGGCUACGGCGGCUACGGUCUUGGCUACGGCCUCGGCUACGGAUAUGGCCUUGGCUACGCCGGUUACGCUCCAGCUGUUGCCCACGUCGCCCACUCUGCCCCAGUCGCUACCACUGUCGCUUCCUACCACGCCCCAGCUGUUGCCACUGUGGCUCACGCCCCAGCUGUCGCCACUGUGGCUCACGCCCCAGCCAUCGCCGCCUACCACGCCCCAGCUGUGACCACUGUUGCCCACGCCCCAGUCGCCACCGCUGUCGCUGCUCCAGUGGCCACCUACGCUGCUGCCCCAGCUGUCGCCACCACCACCGUGCACCACGCCCCAGCCGUCGCCACCGUUGCCCACGCUGCCCCAGCUAUCGCUUCUUACCACGCCGCCCCAGUCUACGGCUACGGUGUCAGCACUCUCGGCUACGGUGCUGGCCACUACGGUUUCGGCCAUGGUCUACUCGGCUACGGCCUGAACUACGGCUACGGCCUUGGCUCUCCAUUCCACUACGGUGCUCUCCUCCGCAAGAAGAAGUAAACUGUUCAACCAGGACUUAUUUGACUAAAAAGAAAACAUACUUUGAUAGUCUACAACUGUCUUGCUCUAGACUUGAGCAAGGACGGUUAAGAUGGAUGAAUAAAAUUGGCC